Drosophila obscura is the source of this 1763-nucleotide messenger RNA. It is a transcript of the gene Mtl, whose product is annotated as ras-related C3 botulinum toxin substrate 1. Gene Ontology annotation, biological process: small GTPase-mediated signal transduction. The transcript is spliced from 5 exons. Gene Ontology annotation, molecular function: GTP binding; GTPase activity. Lineage: Eukaryota; Metazoa; Arthropoda; Insecta; Diptera; Drosophilidae. The record is from RefSeq and is a predicted model, not a curated record. The coding region runs from base 294 to 881 and encodes 195 amino acids.
GUGUGUGCCCGUGUGUGUGUUUGUGUGGAAACAAAAAAAAGCAAAAAAAUAAUUUAGGAACGUUGCGCUGCCAAUUAAACAGAUAUUUACAAGUAAAAACAUUUACAAUUCGUGCGGAAAGUAAUCUUUGAGCUGCGGUGCGUGUGCCAGCGCAUUGCAUUUGUGGAGCACAAAAACACUUCCAGUGAUAUAAGCAAAGUACAAAACAGUCGCCGCUUCCUCUUGGACAACUCGACUACUCGGUGCAGACAAAGAAAGGAUAGGUUAAAACGCACACAUAGUCACGACUCACGAUGUCAACCGGAAGGCCCAUAAAAUGUGUUGUCGUUGGUGACGGCACCGUCGGAAAGACUUGCAUGCUAAUCUCCUACACAACUGACAGUUUUCCCGGUGAAUAUGUGCCUACAGUCUUCGAUAAUUACUCCGCACCCAUGCAAGUGGACACAAUACAGGUCUCGCUGGGACUAUGGGAUACAGCGGGGCAGGAGGACUACGACCGCCUGCGUCCACUCUCCUACCCACAGACAGAUGUUUUCCUGAUAUGCUACAGCGUGGCGAGUCCCUCGUCAUUCGAAAAUGUCACCUCGAAAUGGUAUCCGGAGAUAAAACACCACUGCCCCGACGCGCCCAUCAUUUUAGUUGGUACUAAAAUCGAUUUGCGGGAAGAUCGUGAGACGUUGAGUGACCUGGCCGUACAGGGUCUGAUGCCGCUAAAGCGCGAGCAAGGUCAGAAGCUGGCGAAUAAAAUACGCGCUGUGAAAUAUAUGGAGUGCUCCGCCUUGACGCAGCGCGGCCUUAAGCAAGUGUUCGAAGAAGCGGUGCGCGCCGUACUCAGACCAGAGCCAUUAAAGCGACGCCAGCGAAAGUGUCUAGUUAUGUAAAUAAGGUAGCAUGUUAUUUGCUUUGUAACGACCACAAAGAGAAGGACAGAGAGAGAAUACUCGGAAGCAGCAGCAGCACACACAUACACAUACACUGAUAGAAAGCACACCUUUUGAGCGAAUCAAAAACAGGGAACUCCAUUCAUUGAGCACUACAUACAUGAGCCACACAUUCUCUAUAAGUUGAAAAUUAUUCAUAUUGUAUUAUUGUGUAAAUUGCAACACAGCACAACACACGACUCCCUCCCGCAAAAAAAAACAAACAGCAGCAGUAGCAGCCGCCGCAGCAGAAACAGGAAAUCUAUCUAAUGUAUCUAAAUCAGCUAUAGAAAUCUAGUCAAUUGAAUCGAAUGUAUUUGUACUAACAGUAACUGGCAGCGCACGAGAAAAUUAUAAUGAAGCAAAGCAUUGGUUUCGUUUCGCAUAUCAUCAAUGAGCAUCUAGGCAUCUCAUAUCCUAAUUUCCCCCAUUAAAUGUAUUAUAAUUAUCUAGCCAAGAGUUAAAACGUGAAAACCUCUCCUUAAACUAAAGCCAAGGCCAAUCACCCCGUGACGACGAUGAGAGAGCUCUUAGAUAAAAGCAUCCUUUAUACGAUAUUUAAGCAUAUGCAAGCAUUUUUUUUACUCUAAAUCGUCGAAUUGUAAUCAUAAUCACAACACUAAUUUGACGCUCAUUUGACACUCUGUCGCUUGGAAAUUGUAACCAACUGUUGUUUUUAAAUUAUUAUUCUAUAAUUACUUAUUUAUUAUCCUAACUUUAAUGAAGAAGGCGAUGUAUAAACAACUUUUACGGCGUAAGGAUAGCAAAAUGGUUUAUGUAAAUGGAAUGGAAAAACUGCAUUUAAAUGUGACGACGCGACUCGAAUAAAACAAAGGAACAAAA